Messenger RNA from Salarias fasciatus (jewelled blenny), 5513 nucleotides. RefSeq names its product lysine demethylase 5Bb (gene kdm5bb). The coding region runs from base 1 to 4629 and encodes 1542 amino acids. The transcript is spliced from 28 exons. Gene Ontology annotation, biological process: regulation of DNA-templated transcription; chromatin remodeling. Gene Ontology annotation, cellular component: nucleus; chromatin. The record is from RefSeq and is a predicted model, not a curated record. Gene Ontology annotation, molecular function: histone H3K4me/H3K4me2/H3K4me3 demethylase activity; DNA binding. Lineage: Eukaryota; Metazoa; Chordata; Actinopteri; Blenniiformes; Blenniidae.
AUGAGCCUGCCUCGACCGGACGAGUUCCAGCCUCCUCCGGAGUGCCCGGUCUUCGAGCCCAGCUGGGAGGAAUUCCGAGACCCGUUUGCCUUCAUCAACAAAAUCCGUCCCAUCGCGGAGAAGACGGGGAUCUGCAAAGUGCGGCCGCCCCCGGGUUGGCAGCCUCCGUUCGCCUGUGAUGUUGACAGACUUCACUUUGUUCCCCGGAUCCAGAGGCUCAAUGAGUUGGAGGCACAAACCAGAGUCAAGCUCAACUUCUUGGACCAGAUUGCCAAGUUUUGGGAUUUGCAGGGAUGUGCCCUGAAGAUCCCUCAUGUGGAGAGGAAGAUUUUGGAUCUGUAUAAGCUUAACAAGCACGUAGCAGAUGAGGGUGGAUUCGACAUCGUCUGCCGGGACAGGCGAUGGACCAAGAUCGCACACCAAAUGGGCUUUGCUCCCGGCAAAGCUGUGGGCUCCCACCUGCGAGGGCAUUACGAGCGAAUCCUCUAUCCCUACAAUCUGUUUCAGAGCGGCGCAAACCUGCUGGCACCAGAUCCAGCUUCCAAACUGAUGCGUUUGGAGGCUGAACCCGAACUUGAAAAGUGCGUUCAGAAGCCAGUCCUGCCGGUGGAGAAGCUCGAGGAGGACGCGGACAUCAAGGAGCAGAAGCUGCAGGACCCGGUUCAGAGGUCGCCCGCACCGACGCCUGACUGGUGCCCCAGCGCUCGCCGAGCCAAGCGCAUGAAGUACGAGACUGUCUGCAUAAAGACCGAACCAGGUGAGCCCGAAGAGAGCAAACCCAACCUGCGGCGGAGAAUGGGCUCUUUAGUGGCCAAACCAAAACCAGAAAAAGAGAUUCCCAUUCUGGUGAAGCAAGAGCCCGUUGAAAGUAAGGAACCAGUAACGGAACCUGAAAAAUUCAAACCGCGGUACAAGAAGUUCAUCCCUCCGAUUCCUCCGAGUCCAGUGGAUCUGGUCGUGUGUCUGGUCUGUGGCAGCGGGGGCGACGAAGACCGGCUGUUGCUGUGUGACGGCUGUGACGACAGCUACCACACCUUCUGUUUGAUCCCUCCGCUGCACAACGUCCCCAAAGGAGACUGGAGGUGCCCCAAGUGUCUGGCUCAGGAAUGCAGCAAACCUCACGAGGCGUUCGGGUUUGAACAAGCAUACAGAGACUAUUCGCUCCGUGCGUUUGGACAAAUGGCAGACGCCUUCAAAUCCGAUUACUUCAACAUGCCGGUUCACAUGGUGCCCACGGAGCUGGUGGAGAAGGAGUUCUGGCGUCUGGUCGGCGCCAUCGAAGAGGACGUCACCGUUGAAUAUGGAGCAGAUAUCGCCUCCAAGGAGUUUGGGAGUGGAUUCCCCAUCCCCAAUGGGAAGUUUAAGGUUUCUCCAGCAGAUGAGAAAUACCUCAAAUGUGGCUGGAACCUCAACAACCUGGCCAUGAUGAACCCGUCUGUGCUGACUCACGUCACGGCGGACAUCUGCGGGAUGACGCUGCCGUGGCUUUAUGUCGGCAUGUGCUUCUCCUCUUUCUGCUGGCACAUCGAGGACCACUGGAGCUACUCCAUCAACUACCUGCACUGGGGGGAGCCCAAAACCUGGUACGGCGCUCCUGGUUUUGCUGCGGAACAGCUGGAGGAGGUGAUGAGGAAACUGGCCCCGGAGCUGUUCGACUCCCAGCCCGAUCUGCUCCACCAGCUGGUCACCAUCAUGAACCCCAACACACUGAUGGCUCACGGAGUCCCGAUCUACAGAACCAACCAGUGUGCCGGGGAGUUCGUCAUCACAUUCCCUCGAGCUUAUCACAGUGGAUUCAACCAGGGCUUUAACUUUGCCGAGGCCGUCAACUUCUGCACCGUGGACUGGAUGCCGCUGGGCAGGCAGUGCGUGGACCACUACCGGAUGCUGCACCGCUACAACGUGUUCUCCCACGACGAGAUGGUGUGCAACAUGGCCUCAAAGGCAGACACGCUCAACGUGGUCCUGGCCUCUGCCGUCCACAAGGACAUGGUCUCCAUGAUCAAGGAGGAGAAGGAGCUGAGGGACAGAGUGAAGAAAAUGGGGGUGAUUCACAGCAAAGAGGCGAAGUACGAUCACCUCCAGGAUGACGAGCGGCAGUGUGCCAAGUGCAGGACCACCUGCUACCUGUCUGCCAUCACCUGCUCCUGCACGCCGGGCGUCCUGGUCUGUCUGCACCACAUCAACGACCUCUGCUCCUGCCCCGUCACCAACUACACACUGAAUUACAGAUACACACUGGACGAGCUGCACCCCAUGAUGAACGACGUGAAGCAGCGAGCCGAGGUCUACGACGAGUGGGCUUCCCGCGUGUCGAUGACUCUGGAAGCCAAACUGGAGAAGAAGAAAGGCCUCCCCGUCUUUCGGGCUCUCCUGUCCGAAUCGGAGUCCAUGUUGUUCCCCGACAACGACCUCCUGCGCCGGCUCCGUCUGGUCACGCAGGACGCAGAGAAGUGCUCCUCCGUGGCCCAGCAGCUGCUGAACGGCAAGAGGCAGACCAGGUAUCGGUGUGACAGCGUCAGGUCUCGGAGCCAGCUGACCGUGGAGGAGCUCAGGUCAUUCGUGAGGCAGCUGUAUAACCUCUCCUGCAGCCUCCCCCAGGCGCCGCUGCUGAAGGAACUCCUGAAUCGCAUCGAGGACUUCCAGCAGCACAGCGAGAAGGUCCUGGCAGACGAGGUUCCCAGCGUCACUGAGAUCCAGAGCCUGCUGGACGUCAGCUUCGACUUCGACGUGGACCUCCCGGAGCUGCCCCUCCUCAGAGAGAGGCUGGAGCAGGCCCGGUGGCUGGAGGGCGUGCAGCAGGCCAACGCCCAGCCCUCCACCCUCUCUCUGGAGACCAUGAGGAGGCUCAUCGACCAGGGCGUCGGUCUGGCGCCGCAUGCAUCUGUGGAGAAGGCCAUGGCUCGGCUUCAGGAGCAGCUCACCAUGUCGGAGCACUGGGAGGAGAAGGCCAGCAGCCUCCUCAAGGCCAGACCGCCACACUCCAUCGAGACUCUCAGUGCUGCUGCUGAAAAGGUGUCGAGCAUCCCCGCAUACCUCCCCAACUGUCUCCUCCUCAAAGAAACCAUCAGAAAAGCCCAAGAGUGGCUCCAGGAGGCCGAAGAGCUGCAGGCCAGCGGCUGCAUCCUGAUGUGGGACAGUCUGUCCGACAUGGUGCUGCGAGGACAAUCCAUUCAGGUCCACCUGGAGCCUCUGGACCGGCUAAAGUCUCUGAUGGCCGAAGUCGAGGAGUGGAAAGAAUCUGCAGCAGCGGCUUUUCUUCAGAAAGACUCGACACUGACCUUACUGGAGGUCCUGUGUCCAAGGUGUGAAGUAGGAAACGUGGGUUCUCCAAAGAGGAAGGCCAAGAAAGGAAAGCAGUCGCCUAAAAGCAACAAGAAGAAAACACAGCGGCUCAACACUCUCAGCGACGUGGAAAAGGCGCUUUCAGAGACCAAGGAUUCCAUCUCCGCUAUGGCGACUCUGGAGGAGCUGCGGGUGAGGGAGAUGGAGGCUUUCUCUAAUCUCAGGGCCGCCAACGAGUCGAAGCUGCUUCCCACGGCGGACUGCAUGGACCUGCGAGUGUGCUUCUGCCAGAAGGCGCCCAUGGGCGCCAUGCUGCAGUGCGAACUGUGCAGGGAUGCUUUUCACAGCGUGUGCGUCCGAGACCCGUCGGGCUCCUGCGAAACGCAGCCGUGGCUCUGCCCUCAGUGCCAGCCCUCGGAAAAGCCCCCGCUGAGCAGAGCCGUCUCCCUGGUGACGUCCCUGCGGCGCCUCGGGGUGCGCCUGCCGGAGGGCGACGCCCUGCACUACCUGGUGGAGCGGACGGGCGACUGGCAACAGCGGGCACAGCAGAUUUCGCACUCGUGUAACCUGCCGGAGCUGGAGGAGAGGCCGGGGACCCCCCCCACGCUCAGCCGCUUUGUAUCGGGCGUCGAAAACGUCCAGAACAACACUCAGGCUCCGUGUUUGACUCCAGAGUGGAGCCGGACGAGCCACGCUCAGACCGUCUUCUACACUGAGCAGCGAUGCAUCCCGCUGCAGGGUUUGAGUCAGGAGCUGGAGGAGCUGAUGGUGGAGGGGCUCCUGCUGCAGGUGUCUCUGCCGGAGGUCCAGAGUCUCUACCACGUCCUACUGGACCGAGCCAGCAGCCAACACGUCAACAGAUGCAUGUCGCCGCCGCCGGACGAGGCCACGGACACACACACACAGAACUCUCAGGGAACAAAUCUGCCACUAAACCAGAACGGCGCCAGUGACGUGCGGGAAACCGUGAACGGCUCGGAGAAGAAGGCGAAGCGGCACAUGGAGAGGGAAGGCAGCGACGCAGACUGCCGGGCGAAGGACAAGAAGCACUCUCACAAAAGACAGAAGAUGAACAAAAAGAAGCAGCAUCGCCGGCCGGCCUCCACCUCGUCCUCCCCGCGCUCCGACUUCUCCCAGUCCGAUGACUCCGAUGAGGAGAUGGCCGUCUGUCCCGCGGAGCGGUGUCAGCUGCCCGAGGGAGACGAGGUCAACUGGGUCCAGUGUGACGGCAGCUGCAACCAGUGGUUCCACCAGGUCUGCGUGGGCGUGACGGCGGAGACGGCGGAGAAGGAGGACUAUGUUUGCGCGGCGUGCUCGCUGAAAGACGAUAACGGGGAGAAAUGAAGGCGGCGUGCGUGUGUCCUCGCUCCGCUGUCGGACCGGCCGCCCGGUCUGGAUGUGUCACUGACCCCGUUACCCCUCCUCCCCCCCCCCCAUCUGUCCCGUCUGUCCAACCCUUUUGUAACAACGGUGCUAUCUCCUCUUUGACUUGUUGUCCAGAACUAUAAUGUUUAGUUAUUUUUUUGUAUUUUUACAUAUAUAUAUAUAUUAUAUAUAUAUAUUAUAUAUAUUUCUUUCUUCUUAUGAAUUGUUUGUGGUUGUCUAAAUUGGAAAAGAAAAAAAAAAACACAGGAUGUGAAGUGUGCUGCAUGGGAAUCCAUUACAUCAACGCAAAGGAGUCUUACACCACGACCCCCACAGUGAGGAGCGUUCUUCAGAGGUUGAUAGUUUCUUCUUUGCAGCCUCCUUGCAUGUUAAGCAGAGUUGACGGGACAGAAUUGAGGUUUUCAUCCCUUACGACGCCCCCCCUCCCUCCCUAAAAAACAAACAAAAAAAAAAUCACUAUUGCAGGUUUUUCCUUUUCUUUCAGACCCAGUGUUUAGUACAUGCAUCUUAAUAUAAUUAUUCCCAACUUUUUUUUUUGUAGAAUAGUUUUAUUUAUCUGAGCAAUAAUUUUGUCUGAAUCGAACUUUAAAUGGCUUUGGUCUCCGCUGAGUUGUGUUUUAGCGAUGGUGGUGUGUGAUGUACAGAGAGCUACGCAGAUGAACGGGUCGCGGUGGCGAAGGCGCGCCUGCUGCAGGUCGAAGGUCGAAGGGAAAAAGGAAAAGACGCCUGCUGAGACGCAGAUCCGCGGCUCGUGACUCUUCCUGAACAAACGCUGGGAAGGACUCGGGGUAGCUGAACAUGUUACAGGUUUAUAUUGUGGAAUAAAGCCUUCUUGUUCUAUG